Pecten maximus is the source of this 214-nucleotide messenger RNA. RefSeq lists its product as uncharacterized. Gene Ontology annotation, cellular component: transport vesicle; tubular endosome; plasma membrane. Gene Ontology annotation, biological process: early endosome to late endosome transport. Lineage: Eukaryota; Metazoa; Mollusca; Bivalvia; Pectinida; Pectinidae. The record is from RefSeq and is a predicted model, not a curated record. Gene Ontology annotation, molecular function: SNARE binding; guanyl-nucleotide exchange factor activity.
UGUUUUAACGAUUUCGUGUACAGGUGAUGAACACUAUUAACAACAGUAUACGGGUAUUUGAGGCGAACUACAUGAUACUGACUGAGUACAUGGACGACGCGUGUCAGCGACUCCAGGACGUCAGCACAGCCGCAGUGGAGAAAUGUCUGAAGUGUGGCCAGAAACAGCGGAAGGGUAAUCUGACCAGAGAGGAGCUGGACACUCUAAUGGAAAG